AUGACCCGGAUCGGUACUCUUCACCUCACAACUCACCAACUAAUUUUUAUACACCCGCAAGAAGAGAUGUGGAUAUCAUAUCCAACAAUUCAUACGGUGGAACGUAGACCUCUGGCAUCUAAUGGACAUUGGCCUUUGCUGAUUAGGUGUCGUGAUUUUGUAUUUGUUACUAUAUCUGUGCCAAGUGAACGUGAAGCAAUAGAUGUAUUUGAGAGUAUACAGAAAUUGACUUGCAUUAAAGGUUCUAUAGACCAACUUUGCGCUUUCUUCUAUAAACCUCAAUCACUAACCACGAAUGAUGGCUGGAAGAUCUAUGAUCCCAGAGUAGAAUUUGGUCGUAUGGGAGUUGGUAGUAGAACUCGCACAUGGAGAUUAUCAGAGAAGAACAUAAAAUAUGAAAUUUGUUCAACAUAUCCACGGAUAUUGGUGGUUCCAGAUAAAAUUACUGACAAUGUAUUAACACAUGCUUGCAAAUUUCGUAGCAAAGGCCGAAUACCUACCUUAAGUUAUUUGCAUUGGUCAAAUAUGGCUUCGAUAACGCGUUCUAGUCAACCUAUGGUUGGCCUUAAACAAAAUAGAUCUUUACAGGACGAAAAAAUUGUUGAAGCUAUUUUCCAAUCUAAUGCUCCUCCUCCUACACCCUCUGGUCAACCAAUUUAUGGCUCGACAGCAACUAAUUUGAUUGUAGACGCUCGACCUACCGCUAAUGCUAUGGCAAAUGUGGCAAUGGGAGCAGGGACUGAAAAUAUGGACAAUUACAAGAAUUGCUCAAAACAAUAUAUGGGAAUUGAUAAUAUUCAUGUUAUGAGAGAGAGUUUAGGAAAAUUGGUGGAAGUCAUUCAAAAUGCAGAUGCUCAAGGCUUGCCUAUAAAAAAAUAUCACCUUGACAAGUCAAAUUGGCUAAAGCAUAUUAGCAUUUUGCUGGAGUCUUCUUCUAUCAUUAUCAAAAAUAUUCAUGUGAACAAUUCACACGUUUUGGUUCAUUGCUCAGAUGGUUGGGAUCGCACUGCUCAACUGACGUCAAUAUCAGAAUUAUGUCUGGAUCCGUAUUAUCGUACCUUGCGUGGUUUUCAAGUAUUGAUUGAGAAGGAUUGGUUAUCAUUUGGUCACAAAUUUAGCGAUCGUUCAGGGCAUCUAUCAAAUGAACGAUACUUUAUUACUUCAAGUACAAAUGCGGCAAACAAUGCAUUUAACUCGAUGCAAAAUAAGCUAAAGCAAUCACAUGUCCGCGAAACAUCACCAGUUUUUCAUCAAUUUUUGGAUUGUGUUUAUCAAAUUUUGGCUCAGCACCCUGAAAGAUUCGAAUUCAAUGAACAUUUGCUAGUCAGAUUGCAUUUUCAUCUGUAUUCUUGCCAGUACGGAACUUUCCUUUUCAAUUCAGAAAAGGAAAGAAACGAUUACAAAGUCACAACUUUAACAUAUUCCGUUUGGGACUACAUUAAUUCAAAUAGAGAGCAGUUUUUGAAUCCCGUGUAUGAUCACGGGAUUAAAGACCGAGAAGAGAUGGGUGAUAAGGGAGUACUUUUCCCGGAAUCGGAUUGGAAGAAUCUUAAAUAUUGGGCAUCACUUUUUGAUAAGCGAGAUGAGGAACUCAACGGGGAAGAAACGGUUGAAGAAGUAAGUCCAAUGACUAGGUCCCUAUGGAUGUCAGAUAGUCCUGUCCCGAGAUCAGGCUCACCCGAUCCAUUAGGAGCACUCAACGGAAUUACCUGGAAUGAUGAACAAUCUCAAACAAUAACUUCACGUACCCCAAAAAAUCUAAAUUUAGAUAUAGACGAUCCGUGGCGUGAUAACAACAAUAAUAGUACUCAUGAAAGUGACGAACUUUAUGACGAAUCAAUCAAACCAUUACAUCGUAAAGAAAGUAGCAGCGAACUAAACGCGAUUGUGCAAAAUUUUGCAAGAAUAACACUUAAUUUUGGAGCACAAAUCUUGGAUGCUGCCAGUGUGAACUUUACAAGUAAUGCAAAUGAUAACUCGAACGAUAUUGAUCCUCAAUCAUCUGUUGAAAAUUAUGAGAGCAGACAUGGAUCUCGUGAAAUGUUGUCAUUUUCUAAUAACACAAAUAGCAUAAAAAAUAGUUCUCCAUCAAAAUCCAGCCCAUUAUCAUCUGCAUUAAGACCUUGGAAUACCUUUUCUGCAAGUAUAGGAUUUCCGACUACGUCUCUCAAAUCUCGAGAAAGAAAUUCAUUUCCAGCGCCAGAGAUUACAAAUUCUGCUACUACCACUCCACCAAUCUCACCUCAAACCGAACCUCAUCCAUUAUUUUUGUAUGAUUCGUGA
Ambispora gerdemannii is the source of this 2283-nucleotide messenger RNA. The record is from the annotation of a GenBank genome assembly. NCBI's taxonomy places the organism in Eukaryota, Fungi, Glomeromycota, Glomeromycetes, Archaeosporales, Ambisporaceae.